UGACUGUCACCAUCACUGAGAGUUGAAAUGGCGCAGCAAGGAGCUCAGCUGGACCCCCUAAAGUUCUCUUGUUCCAUCUGUCUGGAUCUACUGAAGGAUCCGGGGACUCUUCCCUGUGGACACAGCUACUGCAUCAACUGUAUUCAAAGCUUCUGGGAUGGAGAGGAUGAGAAGAGAAUCUACAGCUGCCCUCAGUGUAGGCAGAGCUUCACACCGAGGCCUGUCCUGAUGAAAAACACCAUGUUAGCAGAUUUAGUGGAGGAACUGAAGAAGACUGGACUCCAAGCUGCUCCUGCUGAUCACUGCUAUGCUGGAGCUGAAGAUGUGGCCUGUGAUGUCUGCACUGGGAGGAAACUGAAAGCCUUCAAGUCCUGUCUGCAGUGUGUGGCCUCUUACUGUGAGAAACACCUCCAGCCUCAUCGUGACUCGGCUCCAUUACAGAAACACAAGCUGGUGGAGCCCUCCAAGAAGCUGCAGGAGAACAUCUGCUCUCGUCAUGAUGAGGUGAUGAAGAUGUUCUGCCGCACUGAUCAGCAGUGUAUCUGUUAUCUCUGCUCUGUGGAUGAACAUAAAGGCCACGACACAGUGUCAGCUGCAGCAGAAAGGACUGAGAGGCAGAGAGAGCUGGAGGGGAGUCGACAAAACAUCCAGCAGAGAAUCCAGGACACAGAGAAAGAUGUGAAGCUGCUCCAACAGGAGGUGGAGGCUAUCAGUCGCUCUGCUGAUAAAGCAGUGGAGCACAGUGAGAAGAUCUUCACUGAGCUGAUCCGUCUCAUGGAGAAAAGACGCUCUGAUGUGAAGCAGCAGCUCAGAUGGCAGCAGGAAACUGAAGUGAGUCGAGUCAAAGAGCUUCAGGAGAAGCUGGAGCAGGAGAUCACUGAGCUGAAGAGGAAAGACGCUGAGCUGGAGCAGCUCUCACACACAGAGGAUCACACCCUGUUUCUACAAAGCUACCCCUCACUGUCAGCACUCAGUGAACCCACACACUCAUCCAGCAUCAACAUCAUUCCUCGCCGCUACUUUGAGGACAUGACAGCGGCUGUGUCAGGAGUCAGAGAUAAACUACAGGACGCUCUGAGGGAGACAAACGUCUCACUGACAGGGACUGAAGUGAAUGUUUCACUGCCACAACCAGAGCCCAAGACCAGAGCUGAGUUUGUCAGAUAUUCACAUCAAAUCACUCUAGAUCCAAACACAGCACACACACUGCUGUUACUAUCUGAGGGGAACAGGAAAGUGGCAGUAAUGAGACAACAACAGUCUUAUUCUGAUCACCCAGACAGAUUCAGUGACUGGUGUCAGGUCCUGAGUAGAGAGAGUCUGACUGGACGUUGUUACUGGGAGGUGGAGUGGAGCGGGGAGGGAGUUUCUGUAGCAGUCGCAUACAAGAAUAUCAGCAGAGCAGGGGGCUGGAUUGAAUGUGGAUUUGGACGAAAUGACAAAUCUUGGGCGUUAUACUGUUACAAUGAGGGUUAUGACUUUUUGUACAACAAAGUCCAAACUCCUGUCUCAGGUCCUCGGUCCUCCAGAGUAGGAGUGUACCUGGAUCACAGUGCAGGUAUUCUGUCCUUCUACAGCGUCUCUGAAACCAUGACUCUCCUCCACAGAGUCCAGACCACAUUCACUCAGCCUCUCUAUGCUGGACUACGGCUUUGUUGGACUGAUUCCACAGCUGAGUUGUGUCAAGUCAAAUAGUCUGAAGUCAUUUAAGGGUUAAACUCUGUGUUUGGUCUCCAUGUUUGUUGCUGACAGCUGAUUGUUGUGGCGUUUCUUCACUGCACACAGAUCAGCUGUCAGUCAAACAUUGUGGGCGGGACUUUGACAUCUUCUCCUGAGUUGUUGUGUAAAUGUUUGAGUGUGUGUAGGUGGCGCUCCUUCCUGUGUGUGUUCAGCCAUGGAGGCUCUCACUGCUCAUGAUGAUGUUUGUUGAGCUGAAGUUUCUCUGCAUGAAAAUAAUGUGCACUUCUCUGGGCUCUAAAUGUCUGAUCAAUCUUUGUAUUGAUGUGUUUGUAUGUUGUUGUGUGUGAAGAGAGAAAGCAGCAGAGCUCCUUUAUCCUCCACACUUUGUUCUCUGUGCAAAGAAAUGUGUGCUCACAUUGAUUUGUUUGUGUUUCUACUUUUACUUAAAUAAAGUUUUACUUGUGAUCAACUGUUACAA
Epinephelus moara (kelp grouper) is the source of this 2158-nucleotide messenger RNA. Its product is annotated as tripartite motif-containing protein 16-like. Lineage: Eukaryota; Metazoa; Chordata; Actinopteri; Perciformes; Serranidae. The record is from RefSeq and is a predicted model, not a curated record. The transcript has a single exon. The coding region runs from base 28 to 1695 and encodes 555 amino acids. Gene Ontology annotation, molecular function: zinc ion binding; protein binding.